This is a messenger RNA of Paracoccidioides lutzii Pb01, 369 nucleotides long. RefSeq lists its product as hypothetical. The coding region runs from base 1 to 369 and encodes 122 amino acids. The record is from RefSeq and is a predicted model, not a curated record. The transcript is spliced from 2 exons.
AUGUCGGUAGGGUGGGAGCCUCCACAUGAUAUCCAUUUGGGUCAGCCUGAGGAUAUAUGGUGCGGGGAGACCGGGAUCGUAGGGCCUCAAGAGGCUAUUGCUCCAGAUAGACGAUCUGAUGGCGAUAUGACGGCCAGCCGUACGCUCAGAGACAGGGUGCAAGGCAGAUUACUCGGACAGAGCCGAGUGCGACCCUCCAGAACACCAACAGCCGGUUUGUGGAACAGGACGGGGUUGAUGCCAGGCGACUUGAUGAUGGGGGUUAAAGUUGGAAAAAGCCUUGGUGACGGGUGGGCAACAGUCGGGAAGAAACGUCUCAGCCAAGAGGCGGUGAAGAGAAGCUUGGUUUUGGUGGCGGCAACUAGCUAA